AUGGAUCAUACUGCAGCCGUGAAAGAAAUAUCAGAACGGGUUGCCGACUUCCACAGUCGCCAGCAACCGUUUCGUAUACAUCAUGGUGCCACCAACAGCACUCGACCCUCCAACCGAUCGCUCUCCAAUACGGUCAGCACAGAGCCUCCCACCCGCAUCCUCGAGAUCGACGUCAACCGAUGUACAGCUAUAGUCGAGCCUAAUGUCUCUAUGGGUGCUCUGGUGGCUGCCACAAAGGCCCAUGGCUUGGUCCCUUUGGUGGUUGUCGAGUUCCCAACCAUCUCGGUUGUCAAUUGGAUCGAAGUGGUCCUGGCAGAUGGUCAGGUGGUAAAGGCAUGCAACGACCGCGUCGAAACCAGUUCGGAACUGGCGGACAAACAUUCGGACUUGUUCUGGGGCACUGCGUCUUCCUUUGGCACCUUGGGAGUGGUCACCCUAUUGGAAAUUCAAUUGAAAAAGUCACAGCCAUUGGUGGAACUGAAAUACUACGUCACUUCCAACAUGAAGGAUGCGGUGCGCACCUUUGAAGAGGCUAGCGCUGAUCCAAGCACUGAGUAUCUGGACGGUAUAGUCUAUGCACGGGACAAAAUCGUUAUCAACAUCUCCGACCGAGAGAGUUCACCUCACAUACCAGAUGCAGUGGACUACAUUCCUCUCACUGACUAUCUUUUCCGUUAUGAUCGAGGUGGUUUCUGGGUUGCCCGUUAUGCUUUUCACUACUUCUGUGUUCCAUUCACCUUCUUUACCCGCUGGCUUCUCAACCGAUUUAUGCACACCCAGGUCAUGUAUCACGCCCUACACGUCAGCGGGCUUGCGCGUCGAUGUAUCAUCCAAGAUGUCGGUGUACCAACAUCCACUGCUGCCGAGUUUCUGGACUGGCUGGACCACCCUGAAAACUUUGGACAAUAUCCGCUUUGGCUCUGUCCGCUACUACCAGGAAGUGCCGGAGGGUUGGAAGGAGCGUCGACUGAUGACGCCAAGGGAGUCAAUAGGACCCAACUCCUCAAUUUUGGAAUCUGGGGGCCUGCUGCUACCACGGAUCAGGCCGGAUUCGUGGCUCAAAAUCGACAGCUUGAACACAAAGUUCACAAUCUAGGUGGGAAGAAAUGGCUACAUGCACAUACUUACUAUACAGAAGACGAGUUUUGGAACAUCUACAACAAGCUGGGUUAUGGUUCUCUACGGGCAAAGUACCAUGCACAGCAUCUUCCAUCGCUGUAUGAGAAGGUCCGAAUGCGCGAAUCCGAUCUCCCUAGUCCGCACCGGGGAGAGUUCGAGAGUGGGUGGAAGGGAUCGGUAAAGCGUGCUCUUUGGGACGUCUGGCCAUUUUGCGGUCUUUAUGGGGUUUACAAGGCCUGGAGAGGAGGAGACUAUCUAUUGCAAAAAGAGAUUCUCAAGAAGAAGACCGAUUGA
Molecule: messenger RNA, 1413 nt
Organism: Penicillium digitatum Pd1
Lineage: Eukaryota; Fungi; Ascomycota; Eurotiomycetes; Eurotiales; Aspergillaceae
Source: RefSeq, a predicted model, not a curated record